Prorocentrum cordatum is the source of this 5180-nucleotide messenger RNA. NCBI's taxonomy places the organism in Eukaryota, Dinophyceae, Prorocentrales, Prorocentraceae. The record is from the annotation of a GenBank genome assembly.
GCGGCAUGGCCCGCACGCUUGACGUACCAGAGCGGCAGAUCUUAGUGGACUUCUUCGACGACCCCAACGGGUUUCGAUGGCAUAUGCGAUUGCUCGUCCUGGCCACGCCCAACCCUGGGCAGUGGAUAUGUUCGACGCCAGACCUGAGCAUUCAGUUCAUCGACGUCACCACCCACAGGGUGACCCCCCUCACGCGGGACUCGGAGUUCCCGCGGCGGGUCAGAGGCGAGGCCUACGCUUUCGAUCCGUUGACCCCCGAGGAGCUCCAGCAGGUCCGCCGAGAGGCCAAGGAGCUGCUGGCCGUGCACGGGCUCGCGGGGGGCGCGGACGCGCAGCCCGAGGGUGGGCGCUGGCUGAUCGCCGACCCCGCGCACCCGGGCUUCGGCGACGCGCUCCCCGCCGCGGCCCUCGCCGAUGCCGACAGCCUCAUCAUCCGAGGCGACCGCGGCCUCGCGCGUGUGGACGAGGACUGGCUCGCCGUGGAGAGGGUGCUGGACGAGGACCUGGACAACUGGAGGUUGCUCAAGUCGACGGGCGCGGGCCGCGACAGGCGGAUCCUCGGCGACGAGCGCGUGAACGGGGCCCUUCGGCCUGGCUGGCCCUUCCGCGGCGACGCCUGCGCCCCGGGGCUUGUCAUGGCCCUCGUCGCUGCGGGGGUCGUGUUCAUCGCUCACCACCUGGACUGGAGAACGAAGUCGGGGGUCAGUAACACGUCGGGGGUGUUCCGGACGCACCGCCGCAUCUGCGAAGGCCUCGACCAGGCCAUCUGCUACGACCAACUCGACUUCGCCAACUGCGCGGUCAUCGAGCACCUCGCCCGCUGGCUCUACGAGGCGGAGUCGGCGGUCAGGAGGAACCCGAAGGUGCCAGACUUCACGAACCUGGACGGCAUCUUCGCGGCUCCCAUGGCCGAGGACGGGCGGAUGCAGCUGCCGACCUUCUCCAAGUGGGUCUCCUCGCUCCGCCGCGACGAGGCCCAGAUCAUGAAGCAGGAGCGGCUCUGGGGCGAGGAGCACGGCAUCGACCACGCCAAGCACAAGGGCAAGGACGGCAACGGGCCAGGCCGCGGCGGCGGCAAGGGCCCCAAUCCCUCGGCCGAGCAGGGGCCUUCGGCCCCGGGGCGCCCGGGUCAACGGGGCAAGUCUUCUGUCGACGCCUGCUUCGACAACGCCUGCUGCCCGGGCGCCCCCCUCGUCGCCACCUCCGUGCUGACGCCCCUCGUGGACGCCCCCCUGGUCGGUGGAGGCCCCGACGUGAGCUACGGCACGGACGAGCUUGGCGGUCCGAUGAUGCGGGAGAUGGCCCUCGACCUGACCCCGCCAAGCCGUCGCCUCACGGAGGCGCAGCGCUCGAUCAUCUCGCGCGUCAGCCGGCGCAUCGAGAGCUACGGGGAACGACCCGACAUCCUGCCCGCCACCGCCUACGCCGACCUCAUCAAGAGUCACGAUUUGUACUCGGGGCAGCCGAUGAACCUGAAGCCGUACGACCCCAGCCUUCUCAAGGUACUCCACCGCGACCGACGCCCCCAGGAGCUCCGCGGCUGCCUGGGCACCGAGGGUCGCAUGUACCUGGACCACGCCGACGAGCUUAUCUUCAGGACUGAGGCCGAGCUUGACGUCCUCCAGGAGAGCGAGCUGACCCAGCCCAUCGCGCCGCAUCACGACCCGAUCCUGAAGAACAACCGCCGCGCCAGGAUAGACUUCAUCAAGCGCCUUGCCUCCGUAGGCCUCGUCGGGUUCAGGCUCUCCAUCCGCGGUCGCAUCGGCGCCUUCUGCGUGGGCAAGAAGGCAAGAAGGAGGCCGCCCCACACCGCCUUGGGAUCCGCUGGGGCCCUCGCAGGGCUCGACCUCUCUGACCAGGCCCUGCGGUCCCAGGGCGUCGAUCCCCAGGCGGCCGACAUCCACGCGGCGGGCCUGGACCUGAAGGAUGGGUUCUACCAGUUCGCGAACGACGACCUCGCGGAUUGGUUCGGGUUCAAAUGCCCCGAGGCCGCGCCCGACUUCGGCGACCCGCUCGUGCGCAUCCCCGCCGACGGCCGCUUCGUCCAGGUGUCGAGCGACACUCGGAUCUUCGCGGUCUUUCGGGGUCUGCUGAUGGGUUGGUCGUGGCCCCUCUUCUUCUGCCAGGAUCUCCUGGAGGAGGCCCAGUGCAAGGGCCUUCUGAGCUUGGGAUGUGAAGACGGAGGCCGCUUGGUGCACGAGAGGUGCCCCGCGCCCUUGCUGGCGCCCGGCUGUCCCCUGUCCAAGCCCUACGUGGACAGCGCCAACGUCAUCGGCCUCAGCCGCAGGGACACCGAGCACGCGCUGCGCGGCAUCCAGCACGUCCUGGACUACUUAGGCAUCGACUACCACGACCUGGUGGAGCCCACGAAGUUGUACACCACGGUGGGCGUCGUGCUCGACACGGCUGCGCGCCGCCUUCGCCACGCGGAGGCUCGCGCUUGGCGCCUGUACCUUGGCGUGGAGCAUCUGCUUCGUGUGCGUCGUGCGUCUGGCCGUGCCCUUCGAGUCGUGCACGGCCACCUGGUCAACCACUUCAUGAUCGCGCGGCCAGCGCUUGCGGCGCUGGACGAGGGGUGCCGCUUCAUCGCGCAGCGCCUGGACGAGCGGGCCCCCCUCGGCCGCCUCCUGCUGGGCGAGCUCCGCGCGGUGAAGGGUCUGCUGCUGCUGGCCGACGUGGACCUCGCCGCCCCUGGCUGGCCUUUCGCCGUCGCGGGGAACGGCGGCUACGCCCUCCGCGAGACGGCCUGCGUCGACUACGAGGUCAUGCAGGCUUUCAAGUACCGCGAGCGCUGGAGGUUCAAGAUGGAGGAGGAGGAGCUAGUCACGCCGGGGGCCCCGAGCGACGAGAUCUGCGGCUGGGCCCCUGAGCCCGCGGCCACCUCCGACCUGCUCAUCGCCGGCCUCCUGGCCCCCAGCUCCAAGCCGUCGGUGAUCGACAAGCGCCUCCCUCGCACGAGGGCCGCCAUCGUGCAGGGCGCCGUGCCAGCUCUGGACGACGCCCUCCUGGUCCGCAGUCGUUGGAAGAUGAUCGUGCGAGGCGCCUUCGGGUACAUGGCCUCCAUCCACGUGAAGGAGGCUCGGACUCAGCUCCUCGGCCUCGUCCGCGCCUCGCGCGAUCCCCGCAUGCACGGCCUCCGCGUCGGUAGCCCGGGCGACAACAUGGCGGCGCUCCUCAGCUUCGAGAAGGGGCGCGCCCGUGACAGGGCCCUCCUCCAGCUCUGCCAGGUCAGUGCCGCCCGCCAGAUCGGGCGCGAGAUCCAGUGGAAGCAGCGCUACUGCGAGUCAGGCCGCAACCCGACGGACGCCGACAGUCGUGCUGCUGACCUGGGACAUGUCCUACCUGAUCAUCCCCAGCGUGGCUGCUCGCGGGCCCUGGCCGUCAUCGAGUCGACCAACGCGGGGCUUGCCGCAGAGCCCGCGGGGCCCCCUGCUCGCGCGCGGCGCCUUGCACCCUUUGGGCCGGCCGCUGGCCUCCUGCCUGGCGGGGCGGCCGCGCGCCUAGCCAGGGUCGGCGCCUUCGCGCGGCGGAGGCCCCCUCGGGCUGGCGCCGUGCACGGGCACCCAGCGCCCGAGCCCUCUCGCGCUGCCCCACUGGCCACGCCGCGCGGACAGCCGUGCCGGCGCGCCCGCGGGGACCGCAGCCGCUGCCGGGCAUUUUGCGAGCUCUACGCGGGCACCGGCAGCUUCAAGGGCGGGCCUCGAGCUGCUCGUGCUUUCUUACGGAUUUCACGGCUAUGUCAUCAGUGCGGCAUCCAGUGGUCUCUGGAGAACCCGGCUGGGUCCAAGCUCUUCAACUGGGACCCCCUCGCGGACUUCCUGAAGACCCCAGGUGGCAAUUGGGCCCUCCUCCACUACUGCCAGUACGGCUGCGCCUAUAAGCAGCCCACGUACCUCGUGUCGAUCCUCCCAGAGAUCGCAUCUCUCGAGCGCCUCUGCCCAGGGAACCACAGCCGCGAGAUUCUCCAGGGCAAGGUAUCCCUCGCGACGCCCUCUGGGGCCAUCCGCAGCCAUUGGAAGACCAGCCUUGCGGGGGCCUACCCACCUGAGCUCUGCCGCAGAUGGGCUCGCCUCCUCGCGGCCUGUGCUCCCCGCGCUGCGCGCUGUGCUCAUGCCGGCGACACGCUCGGCGACCACUGGGGAACUGAGCCGGCGGCCAACUUCCCGGGCGGAGGCGCCCAGCCCCAGCGGCCGCAACCCUCCUGCCCUUCGGUGUCGCCGCCCGAGUGGCCCGCCUCGGCGCCGCAGCGGGCGCCGCCUGGCCCAAGCCUGCCGCCGCUGGCGGGCAGGCGCCGGGCCGGGGCGCAUGCAGCAGAGAGCGUCGGGGUGCGCCGGCGAGAGCGGGCGGUCGGCGCGGACAGGCCCUACCUCAAGCACCAGCGUGUCCAGCCCCGCACCGUCGCCUUGCACCGCGAGGCCCGCCGCAAGUUCAGCCAGUGGGCGGCCGAGCAGCACCUCCGCCAGGUGUCCAUGGGCGAGACAGACCUGGCCAUGACGAGGUACCUCGACCACAUGCACUUCCAGGGGCUCAGCAUCGUCCACUCCAGGAACGCCGUCCACGGGACGAUCUUCGUGAAGGACUUCCCGCGAAGAUCGCCGACCACCAUGCACCGUGCCAAGGACGCCCUGGCCGGAUGGUUCAAGGCAGGGCCCGACCGCGUCAGAGAUCCGCUGCCCUGGGAGGCUGCGGUGCUGAUCGCCGACAACCUCGCCGAGAGAGACCGCGAGGGGGUCGCCGCCGCUGGGGCCCUGCUCGUCAGCUUCGACGGGUACAUCAGGCCGAGCAACACCCUGGCCAUCACGAGCCGCGAGGUGAGCCUGCGCCAGGCGGGAUCCAAUCCCAACUACCCCAGCCUCGUGGUCACGAUCGCGCCUCAGGCCGACGACCACGGCCAGCAGCCCGCCCCAUCGACCAAGUCGGGGGACCACGACUGCACCAUCGUCUUCGGCGACCAGGCCAGCCUCAAGGCCAACAGGGGCAUCUGCCGCGACGCCCUGCUCUGGGCCUCGAGGAAGGCCCGCCGCGGCAGGCCCCUGUUCGACAUCAGCCUCGCGAAGUACGAGCAGCUUUUCAACCAAGCCGUGUCCGACGUACAGCUGAGCUCUCUCAGGGUCACGUCGCACUGUGCCCGGCGCGGAGGCCCGGGCACCGACGCAGCUCUCAAGCUGCGCCCCCUUGAG